CCAAUAUAAGUACGCGGGCGUAUAGAGGGCGUUGAACUUUAAUCAUUCUGAAUAUUUAGUUUGAAAAAUUUACCCCUUUUUGUUAUUGUCAAAUAUUAAAGAGAAUUUGACAAAAUUUAGCAUAAUAUUUUAAUGCGAGUUCUCAUGAAAUUGUAUAUGAUUAAUUUUAAUAAAAAUGGGAACUGUCCACGCAAAGGAAACAACAAUGCCGAAAAAUCUUAAUCAAGAUUCAAAUCAUGCUAAUCCUAAGGAAAGAUACAACCCCCAAAUAAAAGAAGAUUCUUUUGCAUAUUUUAAUAAAAAAAGAGACCUAUUAGAGAAAGAUGAAGUAAAAGAGAAACCUAUCGACUUACAGACAAUUAAGACAAGGGUUGACAGAGUACACAUAGAUGGUCUCAAGCGAACAAAAGAUGAUAUAAUAAGAGCCCAAGUAACAGACCUCUUUAGAGCUAAAGAUUUUCAAGAUGUUAUUAUACGUGCCCAUAAAGUCAAAGGAAAGCUAGAAUCAUUAGGAUGUUUCAGAAGUGUUGGAGUUUACAUUGAUACGAGUGAAGGUCCUCAUGCCAGUCCAGAAGGCGUUGAAAUCACCUUUACGGUACGUGAAAUAAGACGACUAAUAGGUGGAAUUAAUACUAUGGUUGGAAAUAAUGAAGGUUCUGUAAUUAUUGGUGCAAAAGCACCCAACCUAUUUGGUAGAGGAGAACGACUUCAAAUGGAAUAUUCUCAUGGUACAAAAAGUUCCACAAAUAUAAAUGUGUCAGCUGUUAAACCACUUGUAAAUAGUUGGCUAAACACAGUGCUAACUGCUAGUGUGUAUAAUCAAACUAGUGAUUUUCCAUGGUCUGGUUUUAACCAGUGUGACAAAGGCCUUUUACUAGAUAUUGGUUUUAAUCCAGAUGGAGCAGGAAUACUGAAGCAUAAUUUACAGUAUGAAGCCACAUGCAGAAAAAUUGUUUGUUCUAAACAAGCGUCGUUUUCCGUACGUGAACAAAGUGGCCCUAGUUUGAAAUCUGCAUUACGACAUAUUUGUUCCAUUGAUAAACGAGACUCUACCAUAUUUCCUACCAUGGGAAGUCUGGUACAAUUUUCUACAGAGAUUGCUGGACUUGGUGGGAACAUUGGUUUUGUAAAAAAUGAACUUACUAUGCAAGCUAAUUGGUCACCACACGAAUAUUUUACUUUCCAAUUGGGUCUUCAAUCUGGACUACUUCGUGGAAUUAACGACGAUAAGUUCAUAAGUAUAGCCGAUCGCUUCUUUUUGGGUGGCCCAAUGAAUCUUAGAGGAUUCGAAAUGAGAGGAUGUGGUCCUCGCGACAAAAACAACUCAUUAGGUGGUGAUGCAUACUGGGCAGCGGCAUUUCAUUUGUAUACACCACUGCCAUUUAGACCCGGUCGUAAUGGUAUUGGAGAUUUGUUCAGGUUACAUGGUUUCGUCAACGGUGGAAAUUUAUCAACAAUUUCAAAUAAUUUUGAUUUGCAUAAGAAUCUGGAAAUCUUUACAAAGGAUGUACGUUCUUCAGUCGGUGGCGGUAUUGUAAUGAAAUUGGGAAACGUUGCAAGAAUCGAAUUGAAUGUAAUUACACCUCUGAGGUUUAUGAAAGAAGACGUAUUGCGAUCGAUUCAAUUUGGUAUUGGAUUGCAAUACUUAUAAGUAUUUAUUUGGGAGUAGUAAAUUGCUUAUCUUGCAUUAUUUUUUAUGCCAGUAACGUGGCUGUACAACACAAAUUACGAUUAUGAUUAUAACAUGUUUAUUAUUACAAAGAUGUAUUCUAAUCAUUUGAAUGUGAUUAGCAUUCAAUGUCUAAAAAAUGUUUCCAAUAAAGGGUAGUACAAAUUCUA
Molecule: messenger RNA, 1839 nt
Organism: Megalopta genalis
Lineage: Eukaryota; Metazoa; Arthropoda; Insecta; Hymenoptera; Halictidae
Product: sorting and assembly machinery component 50 homolog B
Biological process (GO): protein insertion into mitochondrial outer membrane; mitochondrial respiratory chain complex assembly
Cellular component (GO): outer membrane
Source: RefSeq, a predicted model, not a curated record